Messenger RNA from Scomber japonicus (chub mackerel), 3792 nucleotides. RefSeq names its product small G protein signaling modulator 1b (gene sgsm1b). The coding region runs from base 13 to 3792 and encodes 1259 amino acids. Gene Ontology annotation, biological process: activation of GTPase activity. The record is from RefSeq and is a predicted model, not a curated record. NCBI's taxonomy places the organism in Eukaryota, Metazoa, Chordata, Actinopteri, Scombriformes, Scombridae. The transcript has 24 exons. Gene Ontology annotation, molecular function: GTPase activator activity.
GUGAAACAAAUCAUGGAGGAGGCAGUAACGAGGAAAUUUGUGCAUGCAGACAGCAGCCACAUCAUAUCCUUCUGUGCUGUAGUGGAAGCCUGUUUGCUUCAUGGACUGAAGCGUCGUAUUGCCGGCCUGCUGUGCAGUAACAAGGUUGCAGCACUCUUCAUGAAGGUGGCGAAAUCCUUUUCACCCGCCGAAGAACUCUGCCACAAGGUCCAGGAGUUGGAACAGCUCAUCGAAAACAGCAAGCAGAACAAUUCUUCACUGGUUAGCGAUCGCAGUCGGCAAUCCAAGUUGGCCAACCUCCCUCCUCAGGCGCUGAAACACCUGUGGAUCCGAACUGCACUAAUGGAGAAGCUCUUGGACAAGAUUGUUCUGUAUUUAGUGGAGAACUGCAGCACAUUCUAUGAGAAAGAAGGCAUGCUGAUGGAUCCUGUGGAUGGACCAAUUCUUGCAUCUCUAUUGGUUGGCCCUUGUGCUUUGGAGUACACCAAAGUUAAGACUGCAGACCAUUUCUGGACAGACCCAUCUGCUGAUGAGCUCGUACAGCGGCAUCGUAUCCACAGUGGCCACUGUCGGCAGGAUUCUCCCUCCAGACGACCAGCCCUGAUCCAGAAGAGACAGUCCAGCGGUAGCAUGGAUGAUCGCCCUCUCAUGUGGGUGAGGGACUAUGUUGAAUCACUCCACCAAAACUCCAGAGCCACACUUCUGUUUGGAAAAAACAAUGUUCUGGUACAGCCGAGAGAUGACAUGGAGGCCAUCCCAGGCUACCUCUCUCUACAUCAAACUGCGGAUCUCAUGACACUGAAAUGGACGCCUAAUCAGCUAAUGAAUGGCAAUGUGGGGGAACUCGAUUCUGAGAAAAGUGUUUAUUGGGAUUAUGCUAUGACAAUUCGUUUGGAGGAGAUUGUGUAUCUCCACUGUCAUCAGCAAGUGAACAGUGGUGGGACAGUAGUUUUGGUGAGCCAGGAUGGGAUCCAGAGACCUCCUUUACAUUUCCCCAAAGGAGGCCACCUGCUGCAGUUUCUCACCUGCCUGGAGACUGGUCUGCUACCUCAUGGACAGCUGGACCCACCACUCUGGAAUCAGAGGGGAAAGGGAAAGGUUUUCCCCAAAUUGCGAAAGAGGAGUCCACACAGCUCAUGUGAUUCUGUAUCAGAUAAAGAAGAUGAUGAAGCAACCGAUUAUGUGUUUCGGAUCCUCUUUCCUGGCAAUCAAAUGGAGUUCAUGGCUCUAGAGCUGAUGGACCAGGGCAUGAACAUGUGGCAACCGACCCCCAGGAAAUCCUCAUGCUCUUCCUGCUCACAGAAUGGCUCAUCUGAUGGCUCGCUUCCUAAUGGCUGCAAUCAAGAAAGGGCUCCCUUAAAGCUCCUUUGUGACACCAUGAAGUACCAGAUAAUCUCCCGUGCAUUCUAUGGAUGGCUUGCAUACUGCCGUCAUCUGUCCACAGUUCGGAUCCACCUUUCUGCUCUGGUCAACACCACUAUUGUUGACCCUGAUGUGCCCUGUGAUUCUCGGGGGGGCCUCUCUGUGGAGGUCUGGGGCAGGUUCCUCAAGGACAGCUCUGCCUAUGAGGAACGUGAGAUACACAGGCUUGUGUAUUUUGGUGGUGUGGCGCCAUCACUACGCAAAGAGGUCUGGCCUUUCCUGUUGGGACACUACCAGUUCAACAUGACUGAGAAAUCCAGGCUGGAGAUUGAUGAACAGAUGCGCAUCAUGUAUGAGCAGACUAUGAAGGAGUGGCGGGGCUGUGAGGCCAUUGUCCGUCAGAGGGAGAGAGAGAAACAUGCCGAGGCCAUCGCCAGAUGUUCAUCCGGAGCCAGUGUGGAAAGAGGACCAGUACAGCGGGACUCCACCAUCAGUACAGAUUCGUCAAUAAGUAGCAGUUCAGAUCAUCACAAUACCAACUCUCAAAGUGAUUCCAGCAGUAGCACUCAGGUGUUUGCAUCGGUUGAGGCGAUGGAUCAGACUGAGACUGAGCCCAGGACUGAGGAAGAGGAUAUACAGCACAGUAGUCCAGUGAAGGACAAACAAAAAGGCACCACAGACUCUCCCUCCUCCAACCCAUCCUCCCUAGAUCUGUCAAAUCUACCUACAGGUUCAGACAGCAGCCCUCUUUUAACUGACUCAGCUGUUGGAUAUACAACAUCUCAGCAAUCAGCAGAAGCAUCAAAAGUAUUGAAUGAGGAAACUACAGCUGGAUCACAGGCAGGGGAGGAGGAAGCACUUGACUCAGUAGCAGAGGACAAAGCUUCAGAGACAGAGAGGAUGGAGACAAUCUCAGAAAGCGAUGCGGGUGAGGACUCUGGAAUCAGUAAGUCACAAGAGGUAUCUGAGGCGGAAGAAAAACCUGAAGUAGUACAAAAGGAUACAACAUCAAAUGCCCAAUCUGAAGUUUCAAAAGCAGUAGAUGCAAAUAUGAAUUUGAGAUCCGCUCCAGGGAACACUAAUGUUCUUAAACUAGAAACAGAGAUUCAUAAUGAGUAUUUCCAAGCACCUCCACUCGGGCAGACCUUGACUUUUCAAGCACAAAAGAGCAAAGAUCAGCAAAUGGACUCAUUUUGUCUGCUCACAGACACUAAUCCACCCAUUCAGAAAAAGCCAGAGACUUCUGAGAAAACACAAAAUGCUGAAGUAACAGUUUCUGACUUGGCUGAAACCAAAAAAGACAAAGCUGCAGAAAUUCCAUUUGAGAAGCCUGGUUCAAAUUCACCUGUCAGACAAGUACUGAAUGCUCUUCAGUCAGCGUCGAGAGGGAGCCUUACAUUAUCGUCCCACUCUAGACAGUCUCCAGAUAUGGUAGACUCCGAUGACUCUCCUUCUGCCUUAGAAAUGGAGGACAUUCCUGCAGGGAUAACAUGUUUGACAUCUGAGGAUAUUAAGGCUAGGCCUUUGGCCGGUCUUGCUGCACCCCCUGUCUUGCUGGCUCAGAGAGAGAAAAUGGGAUCUGAGGACCUUGUCCUAGAUCACCAUCUGGACACAGCUUGUAACACCAGUCCUGAGGGCACAGACCUGGGCCUUUCUGAAGAGGAGCCAGAGAUGGAGAAUGUGCUUACUGCACCAGAGUCUGCAGAAGCCGGAGGAGACUCCAAACAAGACAAAUCCUCAGAUGAACAAACAUAUUCUCAAGAAACAUUGGACAUGUACUUGAUCAACUUACAUCGUAUUGACAAAGACGUCCGGCGUUGUGACAGAACAUAUUGGUACUUCACUCCUGAGAACCUGGAGAAGCUACGUAACAUCAUGUGCAGUUACGUGUGGCAACAUCUGGAUGUCGGUUAUGUCCAGGGUAUGUGUGAUCUGCUGGCUCCCCUUCUGGUUAUCCUAGAUGAUGAGGUCAUGGCAUUUAGCUGCUUCACUGAACUGAUGAAGAGAAUGAACCAGAAUUUUCCUCACGGACGUGCCAUGGACUCUCACUUUGCCAAUAUGCGCUCUCUUAUCCAGAUCCUGGACUCUGAGCUAUUUGAACUAAUGCAGCAGAAUGGAGACUAUACCCACUUCUACUUCUGCUAUCGUUGGUUCCUACUGGACUUCAAAAGAGAAAUGGUGUAUGAUGACGUGUUCUCCGUUUGGGAAACUAUCUGGGCGGCCAAGUAUACAUCCUCUGAGCACUUCGUGCUCUUCAUCGCGCUGGCCCUUGUGGAGAUGUACAGGGACAUCAUCCUAGAAAAUAACAUGGACUUCACAGACAUCAUCAAGUUCUUCAAUGAAAUGGCAGAGCGGCACAACGUCCCUCACGUCCUGAUGAUGGCUCGAGACUUGGUCCAAAAAGUUCAGACACUCAUAGAAAACAAGUGA